This is a messenger RNA of Saccharomycopsis crataegensis, 2286 nucleotides long. It is a transcript of the gene VPS33, whose product is annotated as tethering complex ATP-binding subunit VPS33. The transcript has a single exon. Lineage: Eukaryota; Fungi; Ascomycota; Saccharomycetes; Ascoideales; Saccharomycopsidaceae. The record is from RefSeq and is a predicted model, not a curated record. Gene Ontology annotation, biological process: intracellular protein transport; vesicle-mediated transport. The coding region runs from base 1 to 2286 and encodes 761 amino acids. Gene Ontology annotation, cellular component: CORVET complex; fungal-type vacuole.
AUGGUUCAGUUAUCUCCUCUACUGUUUGAUCCCCUCCAGAUCCCCCAAAUAUGCUUGAAUGAGUUGUUGGGGAUCCUCAAUUCCAUAUCUGGAAAUAAUCAUGUCCUAGUGCUACAGAGAGACUUAUCGAACAAGCUAAAUCUUUUGACUCCGUUCAAUGUUUUGAAAGAAAAAGGAAAGAUUAUGAGUGCCUUGUGGUUAGAGGAUGACAUCAACACUAAUAUAAUAGCUAGCAACAUUCUGAAUAUCAACAGUUUCGUCAUUUUGUGCGAGAAUGGUAUUGCCAACACCGAGUUGAUAGACAGAAGGAUCAAACAAUUGUACUCUGUAAAUCCGAAAUUCAAAUUUAAUGGGAUCAUCACUAAUGAGGUAUCCAGUGGUUUUGAGUUCAGAUUAGAGCAAUUGGGAAUCAAAGGUGACAUUCAAUUGCACUCUUGGGACUUGAAAGCAUCAGUAUUGGACCAUGAUUUAUUGUCGUUGGACCUAGACCUGAAAUUAAUUAAAACGUUAUAUUUGGAUAAUCUCAAUGAACCUAUGUCUAUGAUGGCGUCUAGUCUUUUAAAUUUGGUUAAUUUAUUUCCUACAUUAUUGAAAUUUAACAAUAUUUUGUUAAAGGGUAAUAAAUCAGUGAAAUUUUAUGAAAUAUUUACCAAUUUGAAAAACGAAUAUCUCAGCUCAUUGAAUCCAAUUCAAAGGAGGGAAAAUGAAAUGCUUGAAAAAGCUAGUAUCUUAAACAUCAAUAUAUCUAAAAAGGGAAGUGGUUCAACGAAUAUUGAGAGCCAGUUCAGUGAUUUGAUAGUUCUAGAGAGAGGAUUGGAUUUUGUUACUCCACUUCUCAGUCAACUAACUUACUUAGGGUUGGUGGAUGAACUAUAUGAUUUUGAAGCUAACGUGGUAAAUCUAGCCAAUGAAUCUAUUUUUUCUGAAGAUGAAGCCCCUAAAACUACAGUCUCUAAUGCUGAAGAGGUUGAUACCCAGAGCUCCCAGCCUUCCCCUGCACACACCAAAAUGCAUCCCAAGCAGAUCAAGCAAAUGAAUUUUGAUUUCCAAAAUGAUGAAAUCUUUCAAAAAAUCAAAGAUUUGAAUUUCGCAGCAGUGGGCCCAGUAUUAAAUAAGUAUGCGAAAGCUUUGCAAGAAGAAUUAGAUUCUCGCCAUAACUUUAAGAAGAUUUCACAAGUCAAAGAAUUUGUGGGUAAAUUGUCAACGUUACAGAAAAGCCAGUUUAAUUUAAAGAGUCAUACCUUGUUGGCAGAGAAUAUAUUAGUUAAAGUUAAAGGUAAAAGCCCCACUAUUGAUGAUGGAUUGCAAGUGAUAGAUGAAGAUGAAGAUGAAGAUAGUGAUAAUCUUUUCCCAAAAACACUAGAGUUACAACAAAGCAUCCUCGACGGCUACUAUGAUUUAAAAAAAUCUGUGGAUUCAAUUAUUAAUUUGAUCUAUGAGUAUAAUUCGGACUUGAACAGAACCCUUAAGCUUUGUUGUUUAUUAUCAAAAGUCAAUAAAGGAAUACCUGAGAAAUAUUAUCACUUGUUGAAAAAUGAAAUCAUCACCAAUUACGGUAUUAGGCAUUUGAUUACUUUGCAGAAUUUGAAUAAAAUGAAGCUAUUUUAUGUCAAGGAAUCUAUUUCAUACUUAUUGCCUCUUGCGUCAGCUGGUUCUGAUGAUGUUUCGAAAGCUAAGAACAAUGGUGAUGAUGCCGAGUUUGUUGUCUCAUACAUUAAAGAUUUUUCUAGUAUCAAGAACUAUUUGAACUUGAUCCCGUCGGAAUAUGACAGUGAUAUACAGAAUUCUCAAAACAUUUCCAAUUCUCAGCCUGACCCUGAGAAUCCACACGACGCUUCAUUUGCUUAUCCUAAUUUUGUUCCUAUAACUACGAGAAUUAUUCAAUCCGCUUACGAUAGAAGCUUCAUGAAUUCUUCCCUUUCAACUUAUUUGACAAAGUCACACUCUAGAUAUUUGAGUUCUACUCCUAGUUGGAAAGGGAUUGAUGAAUUAUGGAAAUUUAUUGCAGGAGAUCAAUUGGAAACCAGCUACUACUCUGACAAGCCGGGAAAUCUACCCAAUGCCAAAGGCAUUUCUGGCACAAAACCUACUAAUGAUGAACAGUCGUUGUGUUUCAUUGUCUUUAUUGGAGGUAUAACAUAUGGUGAAGUUGCAACACUUCGGUAUAUAGAGAAAAAAUUGCAAAACAAGGGGAUUAACAAACGAUUUGUGAUACUCACGGAUGGAAUAAUAAAUGGGGAUAAGCUUAUUGAGGCUUUCCUACCAGAUUCUAUUGGAGAUUGUUGA